UUGCCAUAUAAAAAAAAAGCAACGUCAAUUUUUUUCAACCUCACGAAAAAUCUUUCUGUGAUAACUCUAUAGUUUUAUGUUUUGUGACCGUGCGAUGUGGCCUUAAGAAGUAGAAAAAUCCUUUUUUUUUAUCUAUUUUAUUUUAGGAUGAUUAUAGAGUGUGGUUUAGCAGCGGUGUUACUGUAUAUUUGCAAAAAGUUUAUGCAUUAGCUUCAGUGUCAUUUAGAUAUCACGAUGCGUAUCGGUUUUGUGUUAUACUGGUGCGUAUUUGCUUUUCAUCUGUGUAAAGCGGAUGAUGGGGAGAGGACAGAAUCUAGGGAGGGUGGGCGAAGGCCGCAGUGGGGGCCCAUGGUGCGAAGUGGUUCAUUCAUCAGCGAUUCAGCAAGUGCAGCGUCAAAUGAAAUAAUACUGGUCGAAGCAUGCAACAAUGAACCGUCGUGUCUCCAAGACCACGCCGGAUUGGAGGCCAUCACUCAGCUACAUAGACAGCUGGAUGAUGACGCGAACGGCAACGUCGACUUAAGUGAAAGUGAUGAUUUCCUCCGCGAAGAGUUGCAAUAUGAUAGCGGGUAUGAAAAGCGGCAACGCGCCUUCCAUCACAACGAUGAUAUGCACAUCUCGGUUAAGGAGCUCUGGGAGGCAUGGUUGCGGUCAGAGGUGCACAAUUGGACGGUGGAACAGACGGUGGAAUGGCUCUCCGAGUCAGUUGAUCUGCCACAAUACAAGACAUUGUUCCUACAACACCGCGUCACGGGAGCCACUCUGCCAAGAUUGGCGGUGAACAACAUGCAGUACUUAAGCAAUGUUUUGGGAAUUAAAGAUCCAAUUCACAAACAGAAACUUGCUUUAAAAGCCAUGGAUGUCGUGCUUUUUGGACCCCCUAAAGAAGGCAGUCGAUGGAAAGACUGGUUACUCGCAUCUCUCCUGCUGGGCGCUGUAGUCGGCGGCUGGGCGGCGCUUCGUGCUGGCCGCGCAAGCCGCCAUCAAGUGCAACGUAUGCUGCGUGAUAUGGAACAGCUGAGGAAAGCUGAGAUGGCUCUCGAUGAUAUGCAGAAGGAGCUCGAGAAAGCUAGAUUGGAACAGGAAAAUGUGACUACUGAGAAGCAAAACUUAGAAAAGAAAUUACGAGAAGCUGGCGAUACGCCGCUUUUGAAUUCUGCCUCGUCCGAUCUCGAAGUGACGCAACUGAAAGCUGAAAUAGAAAUGCUUAGAGGUGAACUACGUCGAGCCGAAGGAGAACUUGAAGACAGAUGCUGGGCUCCUCCUCCAGGACUACAGCAAUGGCUGCAACUGACCCAUGAGGUGGAAAACAGGUCAUACUUAAGAAAGAAACAGCAGGCAGACUGUCAAUUGCAACAGGCAAGGGAAGCGUGCGAGAAAUUGCGUAAGAAGCGGUCGAGUUUGGUUGGUGCGUUCGUGUCUACACACGGGAAGUCGAUAGACGACGUGGACCGCUCCAUCGUGGAGGCGCGCACCGCACUCAACGAGGUCACGCAGGAGCUGCAGGAACGAAUGCAUCGAUGGAAACAAAUCGAGCGUCUCUGUGGCUUCAACAUAAUCAACAACAACGGCUUACAGUUCCUUGAGAGCACUUUGUACAGGACUGCUAAUGGACGACAAGGAAGAGUCCGUAUGAGCAGUUCCCAGGAUGACUUGAGUGUAGGCGACGAUACGUCUCUUUGCGGCUCAGUGACGGAAACGUUUGGGUGGCGAGAGGAUUCGUCUGGCAGUGAAGAACCUGAUGCACCACAUUAUCCGUUAGAUCUAAGACUAGCCGAGGCCAGAUUACAAUUAGAAGAGAGGUUAGCACAAGAGGCAAGAGAGAAAAAACAAGACGAAAGGAGGGCAGAGGACAGGAGAGCAAUCGACGAACGCACGAGGAGCUCCUACAACGAUGUCAGGAAGAGUCCAACAGACGAGCGCAGGCGAGACCCCGUGCACUUCGUACUGGGGGGGGACAACGUGAACUGGACGGCCGAGGAGCUCCCGCGCGCCGCGCACUCGGCGUCGCAGCCGCAGCUGCGCGCCGCCGCCCGCGCGCCGCUGCCCCCGCCGCGCCGCGCGCCCGCCGCCCCCGCCGCCCCCGCCGCCGCCGCCCCCGCCGGCGCCAUGCAGCGCUCGCGCAGCACGGACGUGGUGGCGGGCCCCGCGCGCGCGGCCGAGGAGGAGUCCACCGACUCGUCGCUCGUGGACGACGAGGGCGUGCCGAAGCCGCGCCGGCGCCGGAUACACCUCCCGUUCGGCAAGAAGGCGAAGACCCCCGCGUGACCCCCCGGGGGAGCCUCCCGCCCGUCGACGAGUCGGCCCGGUGUCGUUUCGCACGUUUGCCUUUCGGUGUUAGUUGAAUUGCACGUAUUUAAUUCUUAUUUCGUGUCGUGUAAUGUUUUCACUCCUUCGAAUUAUUCCAUAUUUUUUUUAUUGUUACGUCCCUCCUCCUUCAAAUCUUUCGUGUCGUCGCUUCGUAAUCGUGUAGUUUUCCGAUGUGUGAUAUUUCGAGCUAUUUUAUUUUAAUUGAUUUAUGAGCCGUAGCGUCGCAUCCCCUUUACUUUUUGGAAUGUUUCGUGGAGUUUAAUUUAUAAUUUUAUUUAUGACUUGUAUUAGAUAAUUUUACAUUCAAUUCGAUAUUUUUAUUCUUCGUUUUAUAUGAAUGCGAUAAACUGUGCUUAAUAUAUAUUUUUUAAUUUGAUUAGAUGUUUUCAAGUAUUUCUCUUGUAAGUACGAAGAAGCAAUAUUUUACUUGUAUACCAUUAAACUUAAAUAGUAAAACUCCUAUUAUAGAAUAAGUUAAAAUUAAGGUUAGAACUUAAUAACCUGAAAGGCUAUACUUAGUGAAAAUUUUACAAAAUAUUACUUAAAGUUAAAUUUGUAUUUUACAAUGGUUCGUUAAUUGGAAAUUAAGAUAAGGAUUAUUUAUACAUUGGAAUCUGUUUGAACUGCGAAGUUCUCGAAUACUUAAUAAAUGUGAGCGUCCAAUGUUAAGAAUUGUUUACAAAAAUCAGUACACAUGAUAAAUUUUAUAUAUAUGUACAUGUCUCAAACAAUAUUGGUUGUGUUGAAGCAUAAAAUUCAUGUUUCGUAAUAUUUUUUUAUUAAUUAUAUAAUAUAUUAUUUUAAACAAAGUAUAUCGCGUCAUUCCCUGUUGUUUGUGUAGUAUGAUAGCGAUAUAAUUGCCCUAUAGAUGUAAUAUAGAAUAAUAUUUAAGGCAAUUCGGUGCUAUAUGAAUAUUUUCAGACUGAAUACCACAAUGGAUCAUGUUGGUUAAUAUUCAUUAUUUGUGGUACAAGAAAUUGUAUGUCGAUCCUACUUAUUACUUUCUGAUGAUUUUUUUGUAUUUAUAUCGUCAGAUGUAAACCUAUAAGUAUUCAGGAGUAAUCGUAGACAUAGGUAAGGGCUGAGCACUAGCCUUAGGAAAUCAUCACCGUGUAGAAAGAGACAAAGCAACUUCAUUUUAUUUAUUUACAAAAGACAGAAUGGACAUCUGAUUGUAGAAGGUCACAGACAAAUAAUUUUAAAAAACAUAUACUAUACCUUACACCGUCAGUGACUCAC
This is a messenger RNA of Vanessa tameamea, 3549 nucleotides long. RefSeq names its product stromal interaction molecule homolog (gene Stim). Gene Ontology annotation, molecular function: calcium ion binding; calcium channel regulator activity; protein binding. The transcript has 14 exons. NCBI's taxonomy places the organism in Eukaryota, Metazoa, Arthropoda, Insecta, Lepidoptera, Nymphalidae. Gene Ontology annotation, biological process: store-operated calcium entry; activation of store-operated calcium channel activity; intracellular calcium ion homeostasis. The coding region runs from base 235 to 2268 and encodes 677 amino acids. Gene Ontology annotation, cellular component: endoplasmic reticulum; plasma membrane. The record is from RefSeq and is a predicted model, not a curated record.